GAAGAAGAAGAAACACCCUCCGCCUCCAUGACGUUUCUAAGUAUAGUCAACAUUUCACUUCGCGUCACCUCCGACCGUUUCAUCUGAAAGCGAGCCUUUCUCCGGUGGUUCCGUUCGGACGCUGGUUCUACUUAUCAGCUUUAAGACACGUCUAAACGACACGACCCGGGUGGCCCAUCGGAGGGAGAUGUCCGAUUUCGACAGCAAUCCGUUCGCGGAUCCGAACUUUAGGAACCCGUUCCAGGAUCCGUCAGUGACACAAGUAAGGAAUACUGCUCCUGCAGGGUUGGAUGACUACAAUCCAUUCACAGAUGCCAAACCUACGGCUUCGGGUGCAGCACCCAAGACUGCAGCACCCACCAUGACAACACAACCUGCCAUUAUGAGGCCGACAGAGGAGCCGCCACCCUACUCGCAGCCCCCGGCACAGGAGCAGACACAAGCGGCAAGCGAGCUGUUAAGGCGACAGGACGAGUUGGAAAAAAAGGCUGCAGAGCUGGACCGUCGCGAGAGAGAGAUGCAGGCGCUCAGUGCUUCAGGCAGGAAAAACAACUGGCCUCCCCUUCCAGAGAAGUUCCCCGUGGCCCCCUGCUUCUACCAAGACAUUACUGUGGACAUUCCUGUGGAGUUUCAGAAGACGGUCAAGAUCAUGUACUACCUCUGGAUGUUUCACACUGGGACCCUGUUAGCUAACAUGAUAGGCUGCCUGGCCUGGUUCUGCGUGGAUGGACAACGUGGGGUGGACUUCGGCCUGUCCAUCCUCUGGUUCUUGCUCUUCACACCCUGCUCUUUUGUCUGUUGGUUCAGACCACUCUAUGGAGCAUUCAGGAGUGACAGCUCAUUCAGAUUUUUCCUAUUCUUCUUCGUGUACAUCUGUCAGUUUGGCGUCUACGUCCUCCAGUGCAUUGGCAUCAGUGGAUGGGGUGCCAGUGGGUGGAUCUCUGCUUUGACUGCCCUGAAUAAAAAGGUCAUCGUGGGCAUCCUAAUGAUCCUCGUUGCUGCCAUGUUUACCACCCUGGCUGUCCUGUCCCUCAUCAUGUUCAAAAAGAUCCAUGCAAUGUACCGUACCACGGGUGCGAGCUUCGAGAAGGCCCAGCAGGAGUUUGCCACAGGGCUCAUGUCGAAUAAGACGGUGCGGACGGCCGCUGCUAACGCCGCCACCAGCGCCGCCCAAGCGUCCUUCAAAGAGCAGAUCUGAUUGGUUCAGUAGACUCAUCCCUUCAUCCAACCAGUCCCUCGGUCGCCUCCUCCUGCUCACAAGUGCAACAUCCAGCUUCAACUUGAGCCAAGUGUCCUGUUUGUACACUAACAGCCUUCUGGUGUCUAUGUGGAUUCUGUGCUUGGCUGUCAUCCUCAGCAUGAGACAGAAAACCUAAGGGCAUCUACUAAACAGGGUCAUGGUGCUUUGCUGUCUUUUCAUGUCUGACUCUGGGAUCUCUCACUGCUCUCCUUCCAGUCCACCAAUGUGCCCACCUCUAUUUCUCUGUAAGUUAGUAUGUGUGGUGUCUGUGUGACCAGCUAAAUUAAAGUUUGUGUGCCUAUUUAUAUGUUGGUGAUGCCUUAAGGCCUGUGUGUCUGUCUGUAGACAGAAUCUAUUGUAGCUGAAACAAGCUGGAGUCUUUAAAUUUUCCUGGCCAUUUCCACCCGUUAGCCAUCUUGGAGUGUCUGAGCUCAAUCACCCCUUCCUGUCUUCAAAGCUUAUUUGCAUUCACUACUACAGUAAAUGCACACUCUGCAGCCUUCUAGUGCUUUGUAUUGCUAAAGUUGAAUGCUGAGCUUUUGCGUUCACUGCCUUUCACUGUUUGCUCUCCUUAAAAGAAAAUGAAAAAGCCCUGCCAUCUCUGUACAGUAACUGCAAUGAAGGAAUUCUAUUGAUCUGCCAGGGAGCUGUGCGGUGGAUGAAGAAGCCCACAGUAGCAUGUACUGUAGAUUAAACGCUCCUGCUACCUUGACUGCAGAGUUAAGUCAUAAAACCAAAUACUGAGCCUGAGGAGACAUAUUCAGGAAACAUCUGCACAAAUAUAUACACUUCAGAAUGAUGCAAGACAGAGAAGGACCAAGCGUAACCAUAUUUGAAUAUGACUUUAAAUGUACAAUUUGUUCUGCUGGAGAUCUUUUGAAUAUGAUGAUCAUUUAGAAAUCCAGUCACAGCAAGUUGUACUUUACACUGGAUCACAUUCUUUGUAUGGGAUAUGUCACAUUGUGACACUGUCCCUCUGUGUCAGACCAAUGAAUGGCACGGUUGAUAUCCACCGGUGUGUGCGUGUGUGAGAGAGCAGCAGCAUGAUUAUACAGAUGAUCAUUUUGGAGAGUAUGUUUUGUCCCUAACUCUUCUCAUGUACUGCAGAUUUACCUCAGUUUCACUCAGGAUGUUCUCUUUUGCAUGACGAGGUUGGCAAUCGUACAAAGUACAGAAUGAGCUACUGGGUUCAGAUAAAGGUGGUGAUUAUUGUUAAUGUAAUGUUCUGCUAACUGCUUACAUAUCAGCAUCAUCAUCACCACCAACAUUUGUGUUGUUGGUUUCCUCUAAUUUCUUGUAAGUUUGCAUCUUUUAUUUAAAUUUUCUCCAUUUUUGCCUGCUGAGAUCCUGUUGAAUGUGACUUUUUCUCAUCAUUGAGCGACUUUGUGUUCAGUGGAGACUGCAAUGUCAUUUUUCACUGUUUGACUUUGUCUCAGCUCUUGUCUGUUGUGUCCCAUGUGUGGACGAAAUACAUGUAGGAGUGUACAUUGAAGGAACUGGGGCCUUUGAAUCGUAAUCUGGGACUUCCUGGAGAGUUGCGUUUUAAUCACGCAUCCCGCAACAUGCCUUGUUUAGCUCUAUUGUGCUUUUUGUCUGAAUUUGACCUAAUUACUUACUGUAUAUGCAAAGCAACAUGAGAUUAUUCCUUAAAGAAUCAGGCUCCGUGGAAGCUGAACCUUAUUAUUUUUGACUUGCAUAUAAAAACAUGGGCUGCAAUGCAACGUGAAGUGUUGUGCUGUGGAUGAACUGUGGCUUCAAGAUGUGCUUCUUAAUCAACCUGGUGUGUGGUAGAAACACUGAGAAUGAAAUGGAGCUUUGCAUUAGUCUCUUUUAAAAUUGACUGACAAUAUAGAUAAAUGAAGGGAUGUUUGUAUAUUUUGUAUGAUUAGCAGAUGGUCGGCUGUUAGUCAGUGUCCUUUUAAGAUGCACUUUGGUUUCACCCUCAGCUGCAUGUUGAGUAGCUUAAGUUUUGUAUUUAUUGUAUUAACACUGAAUAAAAUUCCUCUUCUGUA
Molecule: messenger RNA, 3252 nt
Organism: Betta splendens (Siamese fighting fish)
Lineage: Eukaryota; Metazoa; Chordata; Actinopteri; Anabantiformes; Osphronemidae
Product: secretory carrier-associated membrane protein 1-like
Exons: 9
Coding region: 188-1198 (336 amino acids)
Biological process (GO): protein transport
Cellular component (GO): recycling endosome membrane; trans-Golgi network membrane
Source: RefSeq, a predicted model, not a curated record